AAUGAGGCGUUCAAACACACCUCGGAAGACUGAAACCAGGAGGCAGUAAGCAGCCGUGAGGAUAACAAAAACCUCGAAGAAGAGGAUAGAGCUGGAGGAGAAGGACGAAGAAAAAAAAAAGACCCAGGCUAGUUCAUAGUUGCUGACAGCUGCUGCUUACAUCUGGAAUAAGGCUCCAGGUUGGCUUUAAUCGAUGCUUAUAUCCCCGGUUUUCCUAUGACCUCCUUCAGCGCGUUACGUUUGAGGAUCCUGGACUCCAAGAUCCGCUGUCGCUCAGUCUGAAUGAAAACUAUUGUGGUCAGGCAUGCUGCCAACAGGAGAGGAGAACGGCACCAGGAAGGCCCGGCUAGAACCGUGACACGCCACAUAUCCACGUUAUCAUCAAAGGGGAAGACUACAGCUGUACUAUGAGAGCCUUGGCAGAGAGGGAGGAAAGCAAAGAAGCAAACCACAUGCGUGUUCUCCUCGCUUUAAGGAGUUUGGGAAGGAGAGCUCUGUUUCAUCCGGAGUAAAGACACAUCAGAGCGAACAUCCACAGGAGCUGGACAGCCAUAUUUUCUGUGUGCAGACGCCCACCGCGCACCAGACAGUAGAAACACACGCUCGCAAAGCUCUACACCUUUUUGUACUCGUGGCAAGGGAUCGAAAAUGUCUUUAAGUGCAAAACACAGGAGGGAAGCCGUUCUCCCGCUUGGUACGGAUCGUCUCCCCAAGUCGCAAAACUGACAUGAAGUCCAAGCUGAGAAGACCUGAAGAGGAGGACUGUGACAUCCAGGAACAGAGCACAUCUUCCAAGGCAACAGAAGAACUACGGCACACAAGCAAAUCAGCACCUUACCAAACUCAUUCCUCUGGACGUACCCACCCAAAGAUGGCCUCUGCAAAGCUGAACGACAGAACGCUCCAUUUGACUGUCAGACUUCAGACCGGACAAAAGGAGGAUGAGCAGGAGCCGAUGGAAGAAAUUGGAGGUUUAAUCAACUCCGAUGGAGAGGUGGUGGCUUGGCAUGGCAGAGAUAUUUCUGACCAAGAGUCUGACUGCACAGACAUUUCUCCAUCUGAAAAGGAAGUCAUCCUGGUUGAUUCUCAACCUCAAGACCAAAGCCAGACGGACUGCAGUAGUCCGACACUCCUCAUGGAAGUUGUCGAAGACGAUGAAGAAAACGAGGACGGGGAGCAGACAGAGGGAGGAGCAAGGAUGACAAGGAUCGCACCUUUACGUUCUGUAAGAACGCGACAGAGACGAGUAAAAAAAGUUAGAGUCCAGUCUUUGGAAAACCCAGACAACGGAGAACAUGUUCCUUUAAGCGCUGCAAAGAGAAGAGGCAGGAGUCAGAGUUCUCAAACUGGGCUGCUGUGUGGGGCGAACUCAGAGACAAAUGAAGGAGUAUCAAGACGCAGCGGAAGAAGAAGAAGAAAGAUCCACACCUAUGCAGAACCAGAAGACCUAACCCCAGAAAUGAUUCCCUGUGUUACUGGGAAGCGGCGUCCUCGGAGAAAGACGCCGCGUGUACCAAUAGAAAUACCUCCUGAGCUCCUGAAACAGCCCAAAGAGAAAAUCGAGUACCGCUGUUCGGUUUGCAGCAAAGAAUUUCCCCACGCAUACAAACUAGAGCGGCACGAGCUGAUCCACACGGGAGAGAAACCGUACUGCUGCUCCAUUUGUGGUCGGGGCUUUAACCAGAAGGGGAAUCUCAAAACGCACUACAAAGUCCACCUUGGUGAGAGCCUCCAGCUGUGCUUUACAGGUCGAAAAGAUGCUGUGGACUUUGAAGAUGAGGGGAAUCCCUCUCAAUCCGAACUCUCUGAAUAUUUGAAGACUCUGCCAGGAGAAUCAAAAAUCCGGUCGUCCCUCCACUGCCUGGAAUGUGGGAAGGACUGUGAAAGCCAGUCAGCUUUACAAGCGCACCACGUUACUACUCACGGCGAGGCGACGGGUGGAACGGAAGCGGCCAAGCACGGCACAACACAGUUCCUCUUCUGCCGCCGCUGCAGUAUUCGGUUCGACGACAAAGAAAAGCUGGAGGAGCACAUGAAAACCCACAUCAAGGAGAAGCGCUACUCGUGCCCAGACUGCGGCAAGAGGUUCAUCAACGAGAACUACAUCCAAAUUCACCAGCGCAUCCAUACAGGAGAGCAGCCCUUCCUCUGCUCGCUCUGCGGCAAAGGCUUCCACACGGCCUCCUCCCUCAAACUUCACGAGAUGCAGCACUCCGGGGAGAGGCCCUACGCCUGUUCGAUCUGCGGAAAGACGUUUCAGAUCAACUCCUACCUGAACGCGCAUUACCAGACCCACAUUAAGGACCGGCCGUUCAUUUGCAGCGUCUGCGGGAAGGGCUACUCUAGAGCCGAGGAACUGAAGGUCCACCAUCGGCUCCACACCGGAGAGAGGCCCUACAAGUGUGGCGAGUGUGAAAAGAGCUUCAUUUACAGGCAGGGGCUGCGGCAACACCAGCGGACGCACGCCGGACGGCGCAUCGGACCGACCAGGCAACUUGGCAGACCCAAACAACCGAACAAGCUGGAAAACUAACACCUUUUCCAUUGACGCAUUCCUGUAAUAAACUGAUGCUGCAGUAAAUUCCUCUUCAGGGUUCCCACGGGU
This is a messenger RNA of Fundulus heteroclitus (mummichog), 2605 nucleotides long. Its product is annotated as oocyte zinc finger protein XlCOF6. Gene Ontology annotation, molecular function: DNA-binding transcription factor activity; RNA polymerase II cis-regulatory region sequence-specific DNA binding. The record is from RefSeq and is a predicted model, not a curated record. The transcript is spliced from 11 exons. Gene Ontology annotation, biological process: regulation of transcription by RNA polymerase II. Lineage: Eukaryota; Metazoa; Chordata; Actinopteri; Cyprinodontiformes; Fundulidae. Bases 728 to 2533 code for a protein of 601 amino acids.